AUGGUCCGAAAUGUAUCAGAAUUCCGGCUGAUUCCGAUCAUUCACACAUGGGACGCACGAUACACUUACGUGACCAAUCAAAAGAAUAAGUUCGUGUUUCUCACAAACUCGAAUGCACCCAUGAAUCGACUGAUUGAGAUUGAUCUGGACAAUAACAACUGGAGUAAAUGGAAAGAACUAGUACCUCAUGAUCCAGAAUCGAAGUUAGAACAUGCAGUGAGCGCUGGUCCUCAAUACCUCGUUGUGAAUCGACUGAAAGAAGGCAAAGUAAGAGCAUCUGGAAAAACAGAAGUAGAAAUUUUAAGAAAUGUGCUCAACCGAAGCGAGGGUUUGCGUUGCAUGAAUGCCAUGAGGGCGUUCCACAUCAAUUUCAGUCCUACAUGA
This is a messenger RNA of Echinostoma caproni, 384 nucleotides long. The record is from the annotation of a GenBank genome assembly. NCBI's taxonomy places the organism in Eukaryota, Metazoa, Platyhelminthes, Trematoda, Plagiorchiida, Echinostomatidae.